AUGAAUAUCUGUGGACCUGUUUUCAAGAGAUUUAUCUCAAUUACUGCGAAUGAAGGUCUUGCUACUGCCGCUCCUUUCGUACCUUUAGUGUCGGAGAAUGGGAUUGUAAAUGCUAUAGGUAACACCCCUCUAAUGAAGUUACCGAAGUUGUCGAAAGAAAUAGGCAGGAACAUCUACGCAAAGGCUGAGUUCAUGAACCCUGGUGGAUCUAUCAAGGAUAGAGCAGCAUUAUGGAUCAUAAAAGAUGCAGAGAAAAAUGGAUCCAUUACACCUGGGGGAACUGUUGUUGAAGGUACUGCUGGUAACACAGGAAUCGGGUUAGCUCAUGUAUGUAGAUCAAGGGGUUACAAAUGUAUAAUUUAUAUGCCUAAUACUCAAUCUCAAUCCAAAAUUGACACUUUGAAGCUUUUGGGAGCGGAAGUUCACCCAGUUCCGGCAGUUGCUUAUGACAACCCACAAAAUUAUAAUCAUCAGGCUAAAAGGCAUGCCGAAAAACUUCAAAAUGCCGUCUGGACUAAUCAGUUUGAUAACAUUGCGAAUCGAAAAGCGCAUAUUGAUUCCACAGGACCUGAGAUAUGGGCUCAGUUGAAUGGUGAGGUUGAAGCAUUUACCUGUUCGACAGGUACAGGAGGGACAUUUGCUGGUGUGACCAGAUAUCUCAAAGAUAUAUCUAAUGGAAAGACAAAAUCAAUACUAGCAGAUCCCCCAGGAUCAAUCAUAUAUUCUUAUAUCAAAUCAAAGGGCCAGAAUAUCGAAAGGGGAGGACUGUCCUUUACUGAAGGCAUUGGACAGGGUAGAAUUACGGAUAAUCUCAGACCAGAUUUAGAUUUGAUUGAUGAUGCGAUUAGGGUACCCGAUGGGGAUUCUAUAGCAAUGUUGUAUCGGUUACUUGACGAAGAAGGUCUUUAUUUAGGAGGAACUAGUGCCCUUAAUGUCGUUGCUGCCGUCGAAGUUGCGAAAACUUUACCAGAAAAAUCCAACGUUGUAACAAUUUUAGCCGAUUCAGCCCAUAAAUAUAGUGAUAGAAUCUUUUCAAAGAAAUGGUUACAAUCUAAGGGGUUGUUCGACGCUAUUCCUUCUCAUUUGCAAAAAUAUGCGAUAUUAGAGUAG
Priceomyces carsonii is the source of this 1110-nucleotide messenger RNA. RefSeq lists its product as uncharacterized. Gene Ontology annotation, cellular component: cytoplasm. The transcript has a single exon. Lineage: Eukaryota; Fungi; Ascomycota; Pichiomycetes; Serinales; Debaryomycetaceae. Gene Ontology annotation, molecular function: pyridoxal phosphate binding. Bases 1 to 1110 code for a protein of 369 amino acids. The record is from RefSeq and is a predicted model, not a curated record.